AUGAUUAGGAACGAAGCAGAGUUGAUUGCAAAGGUUCUUGAAGAUAUUUUGUGUAAAGUGAACGUAGUGGGAAAAUAUUCUUCCACAAAAGAGAUUAAAGAUUUAUUGAAGCUUGGAACAACCGAAGUUCAUACCGUGGGAAUCUAUGGGAAGGGUGGAAUGGGUAAAAGAACCUUACCAAAAUUCAUCUAUAAACAAAUAUGUGAUAGAUUUGAUGGCAGUAGUUUUCUUACAAACAUUAAAGAAAUUUCAAAACAGCCUGAUGGUUCAGUUCGUUUACAGAAACGUCUUCUUCGUGAUAUCUUGAAAAUGGAGAAUUUAAAGAUCGACAACAUUCAUGAAGGAAUUGAUUUGAUUAAGGAAAGUCUGCAAGGCAAAAAAGUUCUUGUUGUUCUUGAUAAGGUGAAUCACAUGAAACAACUACAUGCCUUAGCUGGAAAUUCUGAGUGGCUUGGUCCAGGAAGUAGAAUCCUUGCAACAACUAGAGAUGAACUAUUGCUAAUUCGACUCGGCGUGCAAGGAAAAUUUAAGGUUGAAGAAUUGAAUUACUAG
Molecule: messenger RNA, 552 nt
Organism: Carya illinoinensis
Lineage: Eukaryota; Viridiplantae; Streptophyta; Magnoliopsida; Fagales; Juglandaceae
Product: probable disease resistance protein RPP1
Exons: 1
Coding region: 1-552 (183 amino acids)
Biological process (GO): defense response
Molecular function (GO): ADP binding
Source: RefSeq, a predicted model, not a curated record